CGCGCUCCGCCGCGGUGCCCACGGCUUCCGGUCGGUCGCGGGUGUGCGGCGGGGCCAUGGGUAAAGUGAGGGGACUACGGGCCCGCGUGCACCAGGCGGCCGUGAGGCCCGUGGGGGAGGCCGCGCGCCGUCCCGCGUCCCCGGCCCGAGAGGCGGCCUCUCCGCAGGCCUCGGCCGGCACAGCCGGGGGAAAGGAGUGGGCCUUCAUGAGGACAGACGUCUUUGCCAGGACCAAGAUAGACCCCAGCGCCUUGGUGCAGAAGCUGGACCUGGAUACAAGGAGUGUCACCUCCAUCAGGAGAGGCACCGAGGCGAAGACCAUUUUGCCCAAGAAGGAGAAGCUGAAGCUGAGGCGUGAGAGGUGGCUGCAGAAAAUUGAAGCCAUAAAACUGGCCGAGCAGAAGCACAAGGCAGAACGGAGGCGGAGGGCCACGGUGGUGGUGGGGGACCUGCAGCCCCUGAGGGACGCCCUCCCUGAGCCACCAGAGCCCCAGGCUGGCAGCCAGCAGCCACACACACGAGGGGCGAGCAGCAAGCCCCGGCCGGCCGAGUGGAGCCGCAUGAGCGCAGCCCAGAGGCUCCAGCUUCUCAGCCAAGAAAGCUGGGCCCACUGCACCGUGACCUUGGCUGGGGUCAUGCAAGCAGGAGCAGAGCACGAGCUCCGCUCCCACCCCAUUCACCCACCCCAUGGCGAGGAAGAAAGGACCCGCUUUCAGGAGCUGCUGGCCAGCCCGGCCUACAGAGCCAGCCCCCUUCUGGCCAUCGGGCAGCAGCUGGCCCAGCAGAUGCGGCAGGACUGCCAGCUCUGACCAGCCCGGGUGUGCUGGGCUCAGUGGGAGCAUGCACGAAGGUGCCCAUAGAGUCGUGCUUUUCACCAUGUCACCUUGAGCCUGGCGGGCUGCCCCCGUGGUGUUCCUCCCCCCCAUUGGGAGGUGGGUGGGGACAAUAAAUCUGCAUGAGCUCAGGUGUGGGUCACAGCCGCUUCCUUCUGUGUCUCGGCCGUCCCGUGGACUCCCGACCUGCCACUGCCCUUCCCAAGGCUGGCCAGCGUGGGACACCGGCCCCGCUCCCCACAGCAGAACAGUGGCUAAGUGGGCUGUGAGGGCCCGGGACACCCUGCCGCCAGGGGAUGCCGCUCUGUUGGGUUCUGUGGCUGCUUGCUGCCUCGCCUGCUCCAAAGGGCCGGUGGAGGCCCGAGGCCUGCCUGCCUUCUCACCUGGGCCCCCAGCCCUGGCUCUCUGUGGCUUCCAGCCAGGUCCCCUCCCACUGUCACCGUGUGGUGAGCAGGGCAGGUCCCUGGGAGCAGCCUUGUUAGAAGCCCUGGGGUCUGGUGAUUGGAUUGCAGAACUGACUUCAACCCUUGAUCUGAAGAUGUGGAACGUGGAGGGAACUUUCCCAGCCCCCAAGGCCUGGCCUGGGCUCUUCCCAGGAGAGGGAAUCGGGGUUUGUGUCAGGCAGGGACUCAAAGCCUGCAUCCUACGGGGGAGAGGUGGUGGGCAUGUGCCUCCGAAGCCAAGGGCCCCCACAGCAGCUCUGGGCCCAGAAACAGGCUGUGUGACAGGAGUAGUUUGAAGAGCAGUACUUGUGACACACCCACUUGUGCAAUAAAGUAAGUGCUGGGAGAGAAGGCAGGGUGUGCGAGAGCGCUGCUGGCUGUCUGGGAGGUGGUGCGGGCCGCUUGGUCUUUGUCACGCUUUUCUGUAUUGUUAUGCCUAAUAAAUGUGACUGUGCCUUUAUCAC
This is a messenger RNA of Manis javanica (Malayan pangolin), 1740 nucleotides long. NCBI's taxonomy places the organism in Eukaryota, Metazoa, Chordata, Mammalia, Pholidota, Manidae. The record is from RefSeq and is a predicted model, not a curated record.